ACUAGAGGGCGCUGUGAUUCCUGUCUGUUCUUUCGACCUCCUGUAGGUCAAAAACGCAUGCGUGUGAUCCUGAACUUCAUGAGUUCAGCUUGUGUUGUAUAUUUGUGAGUAGCAGCUGGUGUGUUAAUGUGACAGCCGUGAGCAGCAGCAGCAGGAGAGGAGGAUGUGCCCCGCGCAGGACAGCAGUAAAGGAGGCGCGCAACAGCCGGCCAGCAGCUCAGCGGACUCAGGCUACAGGAAUCCCGGGCUCCGGGGCGUCAGAACCACCUCACUGUUCCGCGCGGUCAACCCGGAGCUCUUCAUCAAACCUAAUAAGCCGGUCAUGGUGGUUGGUCUGCUGAGCCUCACGCUGUGCGUCGGGUACCUGGGAUAUCUGCACGCCAUCAAAGAGAACGACCAGCAGCUCUAUGAGGCCGUUGACAGUGAGGGAGAGAAAUACAUGAGGAGGAAGAGCUCCAAAUGGGACUGACUGACAAAACCACACAAGACUUCAUUGGCGUCUUCGCUGCACUUCACUUUAUGGUGUUUAAGUGACUCAGCAAUCAUUUCUGUAUGUUUUCACUGAUUAACAUGAUGUGGUCGCGUCAGUGGAAGUGUUGCUCUCUUUCUCUGGUUCAUGCAGCAUGUCAUUACACACAUCACGUCAUUCAUUUUGUCCCAACCAACACUUAAUUACUACCAAUAUGUACUGGUUUGGGUAGGUUGAAUCAUAUGGCUGGGUUAAUAUGCAACAAUAUGACUUAUUUUGGGAAACUAAAAGUUAAUUACAUUCACCUGAUAAAUAGGAAACCUUGAAACAUGAUUUUUGAAUGUGCACAUAUGUUGAAAAUUGGAGUAAAAAUCUGAAAUAAUCAGAUUGAUGUUUUAUAGCCAAUGACAAGAUUUUUUGGAAAUCUUUGCAAAUAAAUGUAAUGCAUAUUUUUAAGUUGAGAACAAUGGUUGUUCGUUUGUUAAAUCAUAUUUCAAAGUGUUUUAAUUUUUAUUAAAACACUUAAUUAAUUUUGACUUUUUUUUUUUUUUUUUUACUUUACAACCCAAUUAAAUGUCAGGUGGUACAACCAAAUAUUUGUAAAUAUAUAAUUAUAUUCCAAAUCUUAUUUCUAAGUGAAAUCUUAGCAAAGUAAGCCUUAGAGUGUCUACAGUGCUAAAUAUAUAUUUUAUAUAUACUUUUUUUGUUUGGGGUUAAUCAGUUAAUCUGUUAUCCUCUCUAUCUAUCUAGUUGUGUAUUUUCUUUCUAUUAGUUUAUAAUUAUGGCAUUCUAAUGGCUGGGUCACACAAGCAUACAAAAUGCAUUUAAUACAGUAACUAACUAUUCACAAUCUAUUUUUAACUUAGACCUGUUAUUUGUUUACAUAAAUGAAAAAUGUACAUGGUUGCAUUUUUUCUGCUUUCUUUUUUGCUACAAGCAUCAAACACAGCCGUGACCUUUGACCUGAUCUAUAGUUUGUUGCUACAUCUUUUUGAACUGAUCAGACCACACACAGGACAAGGUUUGUUUAUCAGUAGAUUGUUGUAAUAUCUGCAUCUGUGCAGUUCUUUGUCAUAAAAGGAGCAAUCAGUUCCCCAUCUUCUGUAGUUUUCGCUGUGUUCACCCCUCAUCACACCACAGCUGACUUUAUAAAACUAUCAUGUGUCCAUUUUCAUUUGAAAAUUUAACAUCUAAUAUAAUGCGUAUUCCAGUGCAUGUGCAAUAAGGUUUGCAUACUUAAGUAAAUAGGGUUGUAUCGGUCCGAUCCUUGCCAUGUAGAACAUUCAAGCAUUUACACAAUUUAAACACAAGAUAACAUGAAAGAACUCGGUUGACUCCGAGAGCCACGUCACGUCUUUGACAAUGCUCGUGGCCUGUGGAAGAAAAAUUCAUUUUACUUAUGUGCUGUAAGGAUAACAUGAGAGAAGGGUAUCGGGGCCCUGAAUAUAAAGAUUUGAAUCUUGGGAGUAUGACAUAGCAGAAUGUAUUUAUCUGACUCUUACUAUGUGUGGAAAGUUACCGGUUAGGAGAUGUAACCUUGAAGACUGGGGAAGAGAUAUAAGUUGGAGUGAGCCUCCCUUCUGGGUCACACUCUGCAGUAACCUGUGUUUCUGUAUGACUGUCUGAACUUCUUUGCAAAGAAUAAAUUUAUAAAAGACA
Messenger RNA from Labeo rohita (rohu), 2128 nucleotides. It is a transcript of the gene smim8, whose product is annotated as small integral membrane protein 8. Lineage: Eukaryota; Metazoa; Chordata; Actinopteri; Cypriniformes; Cyprinidae. The coding region runs from base 164 to 469 and encodes 101 amino acids. The transcript is spliced from 2 exons. The record is from RefSeq and is a predicted model, not a curated record.